UGUCAAACUCGACAAGUCUCUGAUUUCCUGCUCACAAUGUUCACCAGAAACAACCAAAACACGCCAAAAUACAAAUAAAAACAUAAAAACGAGACUGAAGCCACACAGAACAUGGAGCACAUCAUAACACCAAAGGUUGAAUGUGUGAAGCUGUUGGACAGAUACUCUGAAAAGAGGACGACCAUCGGCACGCUGUACCUCACAGCGACGCAUCUCAUCUACGUGGAGCAAAACAACAGCACACGCAGGGAAACUUGGGUUGCACAUCAUCACAUCUCGUCUGUAGAGAAGCUUCCUCUCACGACGUCAGGAUGUCCGCUGCUCAUUCAGUGUAAGACCUUCCAGCGUCUCCACCUGCUGCUGCCCAAAGAGAAGGAAGCUCAGGACGUUCACCUGUCCCUCCUGCGCCUGUCCCAACCAGUGGAGGAGGAGGAACUGUACGCGUUCAUCUACAACCCUCAACAGACGGAGGGCGAGAGGAGAGAGGGGUGGAACCUCAUCGACGUGGCAGCCGAUUUUAACCGAAUGGGUCUGCCCAACGACUACUGGCAAAUCAGCGACCUCAACGCCAACUACGAGCUUUGUUCCACGUACCCGUCGGUACUCGGCUUCCCUAAAUGCGCCAGUGUUGCUACCAUAACAGGCAGUGCCAAGUUCAGGAGUCGGGGGCGACUGCCCGCUCUGUCCUACUACCACAAAGAUACCAAGGCGGCGAUCUGUCGGUGCAGUCAGCCGCUGUCGGGUCUGAGUUCCCGCUGUGUGGAGGACGAACAGAUGCUGCAGGCUAUUAGCGAGGCUAAUCCUAACUCGCCGUUCAUUUACGUCGUGGACACGCGGCCAAAGCUAAACGCUAUGGCUAACCGUGCGGCAGGUAAGGGCUACGAGAACGAGGACAACUACGCCAACAUCAGGUUCCACUUCCAGGGCAUCGAGAACAUCCACGUGAUGAGGAGCAGCCUGCAGAAACUUGUAGAGUUGUGUGCUCAGAAGUCUCCGUCGAUGAGCGACUAUCUAACCGGACUGGAAAGUUCUGGCUGGCUGCGACACAUCAAAGCCGUCAUGGACGCCGGAGUCUUCCUGGCUAAGGCGGUGGGUGAUGAAGGUGCGAGUGUGUUGGUGCACUGCUCUGACGGAUGGGAUCGAACCGCUCAGGUUUGCUCUCUUGCCUGCAUCCUACUGGACCCCUAUUACAGGACCAUCAAAGGACUCAUGGUGCUGGUAGAAAAAGAGUGGAUCGCCUUUGGGCACAAAUUCAGUCAGAGAUGUGGGCACCUGGACGGCGACCCUAAGGAGGUGUCUCCGGUGUUCACUCAGUUCGUGGAGUGCGUUUGGCAGCUGAUGGAGCAGUUCCCCUGCGCCUUUCAGUUCAAUGAGCGCCUCCUGCUGUCCAUCCACGACCACGUUUACUCCUGCCAGUACGGCAACUUCAUCGGGAACAACCAGAGAGAACGACACGAGCUGAGGCUGAGGGAGAGGACGCUCUCGGUGUGGCCACAUCUACUGCAGCUUCAGGAGGAGUUCAGGAACCCUGUGUACAAACGCACCACACACAACGGCAUUCUGCGACCCAGCACCCUGCCGCUGCACUUCAAGUUUUGGUGUGGGAUGUAUAACUGCUAUGAUAAAGGCAUGCACCCUCGACAGUCCACGCUGGACACACUGCUCGCCCUCACACUGAGACAAACACAGGAGGAGCGGACCAUGACUGAACUACAGAGACAGCUGGCCAUCGCUGACGGAGUCCUCCCAGCUCCAGGCGGACCAAUCGGCUCGCUUCCUGAUCAGAACGGCCGCUCUGAGACCACACCCGACCCGCCGCUCAACCGGCCCGACGGAGACCGCCGCGCGUCUUUGACCAACGGUGCUGCGGGAGAGGCGGAAUCGGACCCGGAAACGUCCGAUCGGGACGAGGCUGAGGCCGAACCCGAGGCGAAUAUGAAGGACAAACCUGUUACCUUGGUAACCCAGGUUUCCAAAGAGGAGGUAGAGAGGGAGGAUGCUCUCCAAUCUCCAUAGUAACAAAACUGAAAUCUGAAACCGACCCGAAAUGCAAAAGUGAACAAAAUAUGCACACGGGAGUGUCAGUUUGUCAAAAUGCGCUGUUAUGGGGUCAGAUACACCGCUUAAUUCCUCAUACCCACUUGCCCCAACACCAUCAUGCCAAAAAUUCUAUAGUGACAAUUCAAUAGAAAAACAUUUAGCCACGCACCUUGAACCCACCUACACUAUAUUAACCAUUACAGUAGAAUUAAAAUAGAUCAUGGCGGCACGUUUUGGUUUUAGACGGAUUUUGACCAACGAGAACCGUCUCUAUAGAGGUGGAAAACCAUGACACGGUUCUAUGCUGCACCCCUGCACCUUCCUGGUGACCAAGGUUUAUAGAGCCAUGUGAUCAUGAAUUAAACUGAUGGAACAUAUCAAGCGCUGUGACUGAACGUUUCUACUAAGCAGCUAACUUUACGUAACUUUACGUCUGUUUGCUUUGUGAAAUCGCUGCCUGGAUGUAUUUUCUGUUAAAGCAAACAGAAAUUGACUUGUUAAAUUUUAAAGGGAAUAAAUGAAAGGGAAUAGAAAUGGUGAUUUAGAUUUAGAGCCUCAGGAACCUUCUGCUGGUGACAGGAUCAAGAAAGCAGCAAAAAACAAACAAAACAAAUUUAGACCUGUACUGUUACUCUUUACUUAAAGUCUUCGAUCGGUCGUUGUUUGGAAACCAUUUUUACCAUUAAGCUCUUAUUAUUGUGAUGAUUCAGUUAAACGUGAUUCUUUUACCCCAAAUAGCACAAAAGAAGAUAGUAAAUAAAACAUUUCGAUUUUGUUCUUGCACUUUUCUUUUUACUUUUUCUACUCUUUGUAAUUCCACGAUUGUCGCUUUGCUUUUGUCACUGUUUUCUGUGAAUAUUUAGUAUUUUUAUAUGAGCAUCUAAUUUUGCAUUUUAAUAAAUCACAUAUUUUAAAAUA
Trichomycterus rosablanca is the source of this 2958-nucleotide messenger RNA. It is a transcript of the gene mtmr8, whose product is annotated as myotubularin related protein 8. Gene Ontology annotation, molecular function: phosphatidylinositol-3,5-bisphosphate phosphatase activity; phosphatidylinositol-3-phosphate phosphatase activity. The record is from RefSeq and is a predicted model, not a curated record. The transcript is spliced from 14 exons. Gene Ontology annotation, biological process: phosphatidylinositol dephosphorylation. The coding region runs from base 112 to 2016 and encodes 634 amino acids. Gene Ontology annotation, cellular component: nuclear envelope; cytoplasm; membrane. NCBI's taxonomy places the organism in Eukaryota, Metazoa, Chordata, Actinopteri, Siluriformes, Trichomycteridae.